AUGGGAGCGGUAGGUGCAGAUUAUGUGUAUUUGCUUCCUUUUACAAUUCGAAAACAGAUAGCGGCCAUACUGGAUCGAGAUGACGAGUGGGAGUCAUUAGCAUUCGUGAUGGAAGGUAUAGGAAAUUCUGAUGUGCAGGCUUGUCGAGAUGCUCGGGCUUUUGAAAGCCCUACAGAGAAUUUAUUAGCAAUCUGGGGUUCAAAGGGAAACACAACGGUUCAGUUAUAUAAUUGUCUCGCGCGAGCGAAGCUUGUUCGUGCCAUGAAAGUAGUCAGUCAUUUAGUUGAUCCGUGCUAUCACCAUUGGGAACAGGAAUGCUUGCAGUCCACAAGCAAAACCACUGAAAAUGAUGGCGAAUCAGUGGCAUCUCAUUUUAAUUGUUCUGUUCAAGCUCAUGAAGAUCAUGGUUCUGAAAACAGUGAUGAUGCACAACACUGCUUCGAUGAAAUGUCAUCUUUAAAACCAACGAGCUCUAUGUGGUUGAAUUUAGUGAAUGAUAGAAGUACAAGUUCAAACUCAUUGUAUAAAACUCUUGAAAAUACGCCUUGUGUCAAGUACGACGAAAUAAUGCUAAUCACACAUAACUUUUCUGAAAGCAGUAUUAUUGGAAGUGGAGGGUUUGGAACAGUUUACAAAGCAGUGUGGGAACAAACAGAAGUUGCGGUUAAACGUAUACAUGGUACGAAAGGAGUAACUGAAGUAACUUUUAAAGAACAUCUUCGCCAAAGUUUGCAAGAACUGAAAACACUUUCGAAAUAUCGGCAUGAUAAUAUUCUACCGCUCUAUGCAUAUUCACUUGAUGGACCUCAUCCAUGUUUGCUCUACCAGUAUAUGAGUAAUGGUUCACUCUUUGAUUGUCUUUUUGGAAAAAAACAUACGCUUCUCACCUGGUUGCAGCGUAUGUCAGUAAUGAUCGGUUGUGCUCGUGGUCUGCAUUAUUUGCAUUCGGUUGCGAAAACUCCAAUAAUACACGGUGAUGUGAAGUCAGCUAAUAUUUUGCUUGAUAAAUAUAUGGAGCCGAAAUUAGGUGAUUUUGGUUUGUGCCGAGACAAUUUCUCUGAAGAUAAAUGGAAAAUGGAUGAUUUUGUUAUUACUUCUCGUAUUAAAGGAACAUUGGCAUAUUUACCAGAGGAAUUUCUGUCGGAGGGAAUAAUUAGUACUAAACUCGAUGUAUACGGUUAUGGCGUAGUCGCUCUAGAAAUUGCUACGGGUUUAAAGCCGUUUGAAGUCACUCGAAACCCACAGAAUAUUGUGGAAUAUGCUAAAAAUUGGAAUAGAUCAGAAAAAUAUGGAAAUGUUUCAGCUGAUCGACUGUGUAGUUUUGUUGACGGUUACUGA
Thelazia callipaeda (thelaziosis nematode) is the source of this 1338-nucleotide messenger RNA. The record is from the annotation of a GenBank genome assembly. NCBI's taxonomy places the organism in Eukaryota, Metazoa, Nematoda, Chromadorea, Rhabditida, Thelaziidae.